Molecule: messenger RNA, 612 nt
Organism: Cajanus cajan (pigeon pea)
Lineage: Eukaryota; Viridiplantae; Streptophyta; Magnoliopsida; Fabales; Fabaceae
Source: RefSeq, a predicted model, not a curated record
UACCAUGUCCGCGGACCACGAACCCUUGGGCAUCCUUCCUUUUGCCGAAAGUUAAGCGUGUAAAGUUGGUGUUCUAAGUCUACUUUUACCACCAAUUGAUCCCAUCUUCGUCCAUUGCAUAUUGCAAGCUCUAUAACGUGUGUUGUGCUCUCUCUCUCUGUUCCAUUCGCAUCUUUACUAUUCAUGGCCAAUCGAUGGCUUAGGCCCGAGGUAUACCCAUUGUUUGCAGCUGUUGGAGUUGCUGUUGGGAUAUGUGGUUUGCAGUUGAUUCGCAAUAUCUGCAUCAACCCUGAUGUCAGGGUGAGGAAGGAAAAGAGAAUUGCGGGAGUGCUGGAUAACUCUGCUGAGGGAGAAAGGUAUUCAGAGCAUGUCCUGAGGAAGUAUGUGAGGAACAAAGAGCCACAAAUUAUGCCCUCCAUCAACACCUUCUUUGCUGACAAAACUGGCAAUUAAUUUGUUUAAGCCGAUAUACUCCUUUAUUGUUUCGAUUUUUUUGUUGUUGUUGUUGUUGUGUUUUUAAAUAAAAAAUAAACCCAUGGGCUAAACCUUGUUUUUGGGUAAGCAACAAAAAAUAAAUUAUUUCGAUAAUCAAAAUAAUUGUUUUUAUUGUUA